Messenger RNA from Olea europaea var. sylvestris, 2704 nucleotides. Its product is annotated as two-component response regulator ARR22-like. The transcript has 2 exons. The record is from RefSeq and is a predicted model, not a curated record. Lineage: Eukaryota; Viridiplantae; Streptophyta; Magnoliopsida; Lamiales; Oleaceae. Gene Ontology annotation, biological process: phosphorelay signal transduction system. Bases 2279 to 2683 code for a protein of 134 amino acids.
ACGUUUCAUCACAACUUUUAUCAAUGGUUCGACUAUUUUUUUCAAACUUCGGUUUAUGGAAAUAAACAAAUCGAUAGAGUUGGAUAUUGAGGUAAAAUUAGAGAAGGGUGAGGUCGUUGAAAAGAAAAAAUAUGAAGGUUGCAUUAGGUGUUUGGAUUUGCAACCUAAAGUUAAGAAUUUGAAAAAGAAAUGUACAACGUCGAAAUCAGAAGAGAAGAAAAGUGCUCUUCAAUUUCUCGAAAGUAAGCCUAGUUUCUCCACAAUUUAAUAAAGUUGGCGUCAAGGACGAAGUGACUCCUUAUUUGAAAGCACGUUGACGAUGACUACAAAAGAUAAUAUUAAAGCAACGAAACCAGUUUGAAGUUCCACUUUGCAAGAGAUGAAACUACCAUAAUAUGAAAACAACUACCUAAUUCCAAGAAGAAACUACUAGAAGUAGUUCUACUGAAACAAAUUGCUUCUGUACAGAAAUGAAAUUCCCUACUUGAAAGCAUGUUAUGGAGGACUACAACAUUUAGUAUUAACGGAAAGAAAGCAGUUUGAAGUAAUAUCAAGCUGACACCUAGUUCACAAGUAUGUCAUCCCAUAUAAGCAGUGCAAAAAAUGAAGGCAACGCAUUAAAUAUAGAAAUUUUCACUUUGCAAGAGAUAAAACUACGACAGUAGUACUAUCUCAAGCAUUUCAAACCUAGGUUACAUAUAUUACUACCUAUGCUUUACGGAAACACCAUAUAUAAUGUCAACGCAUGUUUCCUUUUGCAUUUCAUUUGAUCACACCAUUUAUAGUUUUGCUUAACGCAAUUUUUGUAACUAUCUAUGAUGGACAAAUAUAUCACAAAUAAUAUGAAAGAUAUAUUCUUUCACUAUAUUUAUUAUGUUCUCUUUUUAGUUUUUACUGACGAGAUUUGCAAUUUAAUUGAGUGCUUCGAUUUUAUAUUUAUACAACAUAAUUUUAAGCCUUCAAUUCCAGUCUGUACAAAGGAUAACUGUACCGAAGACUUAGCAUUAUUAGACCUCCAACAAAUAGGUUUUUCAUGGUUUAACUUAGUAGCAGAACAUUUCCUAUGCAACCAAAGGAUAAGCCAUUACAAACCUACUUAUAUAGCCAGCAAAACAUCUUCAAGGCUUCUUAUAUAUGCAUGUGCGAACAUGCAUUUAUACGUGCUUUGUUGUGGGCGUAUAGUGCACUUCAUGAUAUGGAAAAAGGUAAUAUAAGUAGCAGCAAGUGAAACUAACAAGAAUAAUUCAAAUUAAUAUGGGAUCACCUAUGUGAAUUCUUUAAAGUCAACUAUUGGCUAUUGCUACAUCUAAUGGAAAAUCCAAUUAAGUUUCAACCAGUCAUGUUAGUUUUCGUAUGUUCCUUCAUCACUCUUAAAAAUAUAUAGAAGCCUCUUUGGGGGAGCAUCAAAAGGAUAUAAAUUAGGAGAACUAUAUUGUGAAGCUUACACAGGAUUAGAGCAAUUGACGGAUUUUUCUUUUGUUGUCAACAGCUUGUGAAUAAUAAUGUCAAUUUGAUGAACAAAACUGGAAAAUUAAUGAUGCAAUGGAAGAUUACAAAUGAUGCUAAAAUAAAGAAUUCCAAAUCUUUCAUUUUUAAUGAUGAAUAUCUUAUCACUUAAUAAUGCAUAUCCACAAUAUAGAUUAUAUGAAAAAAAUUUAAAUUGUAAAUCUCUUGUAACAAAAUAAUGAUCAAUGACAAUGUCAGAACCUUAAUCGCUCAGAUACGCACAAUCACUCCUCAUUACAUACAUUUUCCUUAAAGAGGAAAGAAAAUCCUAGCACCAGAUAAUUUUCUAUAUAUCUUUGUGAAAACUUUGUCAAUAAGUUUAAGUAAUAUAUCAAGCCAAAAUUAUAAAAAACAAUUAAAGAAUCUGGCUGUAGGCGCUGAGAUCUCGCUUUUUGCUAUUCUUAAGCCUUCUUUCUAAAAGAUGUUCGAAAAAGCCACUUCUCUCUCUUAUAUAAUGGCCAAUGUAGCAACGAAGACAUCAUAGGUCAUUUGAGUUUUAUUAUUGUUUGAUAUCAUACUUGCGCAUUUGAGAGGUGACUAGCUGAUUCCAUCAAAAGGUACUCACAGGACAACAAAGGUAUGUUGAUACGUAGUACUAGUACAAUGGAUAAAAGAAUAGCUCUUUUCCUUUAUUACUACUGUUUAACACUGUCUAGGACUCCUAACCAGUUACACUUUGAUAUGCUUUAGUGAACUUCUAACAUUUUAUCAAGGAUCCAAUUUUUGCCAAGGAUCAAAUUGGCUAAAAUGGUGUUAGUAUUUUCCAGGAUAAAUGACAAGCAAGAACAUCUUGACUUUGGGACAGACAUUCUCCGUGCUUAUUGUGGAUGAUGAUAAAAUUAUUCGAAGAAUUCAUAAGGUGCUUUUGAAUAAAUUUGGAUGUGAAAGUCAUGCGGUUGAAAAUGGAAAAGAAGCAGUUGAUCUUUAUGUCUCUGGAAAACAUUUCGAUCUUAUUCUUAUGGAUAAGGAAAUGCCAGUCAUGGAUGGACCUAAGGCAACACGAGAGCUUCGAGCCAUGGGUGUCAACAACAUGAUUGUAGGAGUGACCUCACGGGGGUUGGACUCAGAGAAACAAGCAUUCACAGAAGCUGGUCUUGAUUACUGUGUCCAGAAACCACUAACCUCCGAAACAAUCACCUCUCUGCUACAAGAGCUAGUCAAGAAAUACAAAAUCUAAUAAAAAUAGAGAAUGAUGUGU